AUGUCGUACGGGUACGACGAUGAUUCCAAGAGGAAGAGAAGGUAUGUUAUCAUCUCAAUCUCCUCUGUUCUUCUCAUCUCCAUGGUGGUCGCCGUUACCGUCGGUGUCAGCCUCAACAAGAACGAAGGCAACGAUGACUCUGACGGACAGAUAAACUCUUCCGUCAAAGCCGUCAAAGACGUAUGCGCACCAACGGAUUACAAAAAGACAUGUGAAGACAGUCUAAUGAAGAACGGUAACAACGCGACCGACCCGGUCGAGUUGGUUAAAACAGCGUUUCGCUCAACGAUGAAGCAGAUAUCAGCCGCGGCCAACAAGUCGCAGACCAUGAUGGAGCUUCAGAAGGAUCCAAGGACGAAGAUGGCUCUUGACCAAUGCAAGGAGCUGAUGGAUUACGCUUUGGGUGAGCUUAACAACUCUUUCGAGGAGCUUGGCAAGUUUGAGUUCCAUUUACUCGACGAGGCUUUGAUCAAUCUGAGGAUCUGGCUCAGCGCGGCGAUAAGCCACGAGGAGACUUGUCUCGAAGGGUUCGAAGGGACUCAGGGGAAUGCCGGGGAGACCAUGAGGAAAGCGUUGAAAACCGCUAUCGAGUUGACACGCAACGGACUAGCAAUCAUCAGUGAAAUGUCGAAUUACUUGGGACAGAUGCAGAUUCCUGAGUUCAACAGCCGUAGGCUGUUGUCUCAGGAGAUCCCCUCGUGGGUCGACCAGAGAGGGCGUAGGCUCUUGCAGGCUGCUGCUGCGUAUUCCGAUGCUAAGCCUGAUAUAGUGGUGGCUCAGGACGGGAGUGGUCAGUACACAACGAUCAACGAGGCGUUGAAGAACGUACCGAAGAAGAAGAACACGACCUUCGUGGUUUACAUUAAGGCAGGAACCUACCAGGAGUAUGUUCAAAUCAACAAGAGUAUGACUCAUCUCGUGUUCAUCGGUGAUGGUCCUGAGAAAACAGUCAUUUCCGGUAGCAAGAAUUACAAGGACGGUGUCACUACCUACCGUACCUGCACUGUUGCCAUUGUUGGAGACCACUUCAUUGCCAAGAACAUUGGGUUUGCUAACACUGCCGGGCCAACCAAACAUCAAGCUGUUGCGGUUAGGGUUCAAGCAGACGAGUCCAUUUUUUUCAACUGUAGAUUCGAUGGCUACCAAGACACCCUCUACGCUCACACCAAACGUCAGUUCUACCGUGAUUGUACCAUCUCAGGCACUAUUGAUUUCCUCUUCGGAGACGCGGCUGCUGUGUUCCAGAACUGUACUUUGUUGGUGAGGAAGCCACUUGCGAACCAGGCAUGCCCUAUCACAGCCCACGGUCGUACUGACGCAAGGGAGCCAACCGGAUUUGUGUUCCAAGGUUGUACAAUAGCCGGGGAGCCAGAUUACUUGGCGGUCAAGACAACUAGCAAAACCUAUCUUGGAAGGCCAUGGAGAGAGUUCUCAAGGACUAUUUUCAUGAACAGUUUCCUUCCGGAUUUCGUCCAGCCGGAAGGAUGGAUGCCGUGGCUCGGAAACUUUGGUCUUGACACAUUGUUCUACUCUGAAGCUCAGAACUCAGGACCUGGAGCAGGACUUGCAAACCGGGUUACUUGGGCCGGAAUCAAGACAUUGAGUAACGAAGAGAUACUAAAGUUCACAGCGGAUCAGUACAUCCAAGGUAACCUUUGGGUUCCUGGCAAAGGUGUUCCUUACACUCCUGGCCUCUUGGCUGCCAACCCUAACGCUGCAACCACCACCACCCCAAGCGGCUCAGCUGCUUCAGGUACCAACACCUUCACAGACACAAGUGGUGCUUCCUCGGUUUCUCCAGCAGCUGCCCCGGAAGGUUCUAUCAGAAUGGCUUCAACUGGUACAAGUGGUGCUGGCUCGGUUUCUCCAGCAGCUUCCCCGGAAGGUUCUAUUAGGAUGGCUUCAACUGAUACAAUUGGUGCUAGCUCGGUUUCUCCAGCAGCUGCCCCAGAAGGUUCAAUCAGGAUGGCUUCAAGUGGUGCUAGUUUGGUUUCUCCAGCAGCUGCCCCAGAAGGUUCAAUCAGGAUGGCUUCAAGUGGUGCUAGUUCGGUUUCUCCAGCAGCUGCCCCUGAAAGUGGUGCUGGCUCAGUUUCUCCAGCAGCUGCCCCAGAAGGUUCUAUCAGGAUGACUUCAACGGGGACAAGUGCUACUGCUGCUGCCCCGGUUUCUCCAGCAGCUACCCCGGUUUCUCCACCAGAAGAUGAGAUUGCAUUGUCUAACUAA
Messenger RNA from Eruca vesicaria subsp. sativa (arugula), 2223 nucleotides. The record is from the annotation of a GenBank genome assembly. Lineage: Eukaryota; Viridiplantae; Streptophyta; Magnoliopsida; Brassicales; Brassicaceae.